This is a messenger RNA of Coregonus sp. 'balchen', 458 nucleotides long. NCBI's taxonomy places the organism in Eukaryota, Metazoa, Chordata, Actinopteri, Salmoniformes, Salmonidae. The record is from the annotation of a GenBank genome assembly.
AUGGACAGAGGAGGUGAAGGUAAACACAGCAUCCCCACCGAUGGGCACCAUCGUACUGCUAACCGGGUACCAAGGACCAACUUCACCACAAAACAGCUCACGGAGCUCGAGAAGGAUUUCCACUUCAACAAGUACUUGACGCGGCCAGACGACUGGCGAUCUCGAACGCCCUGCAGCUGAGCGAGCCACAGGUGAAGAUUUGGUUCCAGAACCGGCGCAUGAAACAGAAGAAAUUAAUGCGCGAGGGCCUUCUUCUCCCCGUGGCCCCUCUGGCGUCCUCGAGAUGCUCAGAAAGCUCACGCUCCAACAGCUUGGACACCUGCCCCUCUGCUGGACCACCUGAACCGACCUCGUGCUCUCCCAAACAUCAACUAGCAGAGGACCUGUCUCAUGCGUUACAAAACAAGGUGUGCAGGCCUAAAAAUAGUGACAGUGUCACCAACCUGCAGCUGGUUUGA